Xyrauchen texanus (razorback sucker) is the source of this 2031-nucleotide messenger RNA. RefSeq names its product aspartate dehydrogenase domain containing (gene aspdh). NCBI's taxonomy places the organism in Eukaryota, Metazoa, Chordata, Actinopteri, Cypriniformes, Catostomidae. The transcript is spliced from 8 exons. The coding region runs from base 1130 to 1966 and encodes 278 amino acids. Gene Ontology annotation, molecular function: L-aspartate dehydrogenase [NAD(P)+] activity; NADP binding. Gene Ontology annotation, biological process: NAD+ biosynthetic process. The record is from RefSeq and is a predicted model, not a curated record.
CUGUCUUUCUUUCUCCCUUUCUCUUGCUCUCUCUCUCUCUGGUAUGGCCUAUUACCCUGUAGUGACAUCAUCAGUAAGAGCAAAGGUUUGAUGAUUGAGACACAAGUUCAGGCAGAUAAACCUUCUGCAUUUUUAUUAAUGAAUAUUCUCACUUUCUUUUUAGUUGUGACUCCAUUGCCUUUUUCAGCUUUUUCUACUCUUGACAUACAUUCUUUCUAUUGGCUUUUCAGUCUUGUGUGUCUGCUUGGAAAUGUUGUGCAAUACAAGCAUGUUACCAUUAAGUUUAUUAAGUUAUAAUUGUUAUUGUAUUCAUUCUAAAAUGUUUUAUGAUUAUUAUCUUUAUGGUAUUGGCUUUGGUGGCAUAGUUUUACAGUGAUCAAAUACUAAAACUGUAGCAAUGGAUGAGGAAUCAUCACUAUUUGUACCCACACAAGGGCGACACUGACCUUUAUAAAGUGAUUUAAAAACGAAAUGAAAAGAAUGCUAAAUCAUAUUUUAAAGAAAAUGUAAAAAUAUUUUGUGAGGGUCAGGAUUAGGUAUAGGUGUAGGUUUAGGGGAUGUAAUAUAUCAUUACCUCAGCAUUAAAACCAAAGUCAAUGGAAAGAACCCAGCAUGAUCUUGUUUGUGUUUGUCUAUAUUUCUAUAGCUAUGUUUAAAUGUGGACUGUGAAUUAACUACAUUUGCUCUGAGAUUUGAAUGUAACAUUAAUUAAAUGUAACAAUUAAAUAGGUUUAUAAGGUGUCAUUUGAGACCUGUGGAUUGAUGUACCAAACAACUUAAUGAAGGGUUCUUCAGUUUGGGUUCAAAAGUAGUUUGUUGCCAUGAUCACUACUGUCCUUCAGAAUUACUAAAAGCCUGUGAAUUCACAUAAAGGUCUAAUCAUUAACACUCCUGCUCAACUUGAACUUUAACCCCUCUAUCCCACAAUCCCUAAAGAUCAACACCACAAAGAGAAAAAGAGAGGAACUUUGAGAAGACAGAGAGUGAGAAAUAGGGAAAACGUGAGGAAUAGACAGGUUGUUGCAUCGGUGUGGAUUAUCCACAGUGUACCUGAACUACUAUAACAGAAAAAGAGAAUAGACAUUCUAGUAAUGGCUCCUCUGAUGAAAUCCAUUACAUCACUGCAGAUAUGGCUGACAGUUCCUUAGCCUUGAAGAUUGGAAUAGUGGGAUAUGGACAUUUGGGUCAGUUUCUUGUCGAGAGGAUCCAAAGAGAGGGACCCGAGGUGGGGCUGCAGUUGGCAUUUGUUUGGAAUCGAAAUUCGGAUAAACUGAAAGAUUCGGUGCCCGAAGAGCUCAUUAUAAACAACCUCUUAGACAUCACACAGAGGGACACUGAUGUAAUCGUGGAAGUGUGUCAUCCACAGAUAGUAAAAGAGUUUGGGGUCAGAUUUCUUUCUCAUGCUCACUUCCUGAUAGGCAGUCCUUCUGCCCUCUCUGACCCCCAGCUUGAGCAGGAACUCCGCACUGCUGCAAAGCAGCAUGGCAAAACACUUUACGUGCCCAGUGGUGCAUUAUGGGGAGGCCAAGAUAUUCAGAGAAUGAAUGACAAUGGAACAUUGCGUGCUCUUUCCAUUAGAAUGUCUAAGCAUCCCUCUUGUUUCCGGCUGACUGGAGGUCUGCUCUCUGAUUGGACAGAAGGAGAGGGGAGGCGGGUCUUGUACCACGGCUCAGUGGCAGAACUCUGCCCCAUGGCUCCAAACAACGUGAACACCAUGGCAGCUGCGGCCAUAGCUGCAUCAACACUGGGGUUCUGUGGUGUCACCGGAGAAAUCGUCUCAGACACAGCAUUGGCAGACUAUCAUAUUGUGGAGGUUGAGGUAACUGGUCCAGAUGGGUUCUCAGUAAAAACAGUGCGACAGAACCCAGCCAAACUUGGAGCUGUUACAGGAAAUGCAACAUACAAUUCCUUCUGGAGCAGCUUACUAGUAUGCAAGGGUCAUGGAGGGAGGGUGUUUUUGUGCUGAUGACAUUGGACCGCUGCAGAAUGUGUGUAGCUACACACACGAAAUAAGUUGCAUUCAAAUAAAAC